Molecule: messenger RNA, 621 nt
Organism: Paramuricea clavata
Lineage: Eukaryota; Metazoa; Cnidaria; Anthozoa; Malacalcyonacea; Plexauridae
Source: the annotation of a GenBank genome assembly
AUGAUGUUAUUACAUCCGCCCAGCGUACAACGUUGUUACGUUGAUGAGCUAUGUGAUCAGUAUGACAGUGAACUGCGCAGGAUUGUUAACACCCAUGCUCCGUUAAAGACUUGUUUGAUAACCUCACGACCGGCUGCACCCUGGUAUUCUGAAGAAAUCUCCAUAGAAAAAUGCCAACGCCGUCGGCUUGAAAGACGUUGGCGUAAAUCUGGUUUGGAAGUUGAUAAACAACAGCACGCGGAUCAAUGCAGACGGGUUAGGGAACUUAUCAAAUCAUUAAAGAUGAAUUACUUUUCUGCCAUUAUUGUUGAAAACAAAUCAAAUCAUAAGAUCUUAUUUAGUACAAUAGACCGAAUGUUACACCGUACACCUGAGAAACAUUACCCCACAUGUGGUUCUACUGCUAAACUGUGCAACAAAUUUGCUGAUUUUUUUACACAGAAAAUAGUGACCAUAAGGCACAAUAUAGACGCAAUGACGAUAAAUGAUACCACGAAAUAUGAUCAAUUUGAUAAUGCCACUAUUAAUUGUGAGCUGACUGAACUUUCUCCAACUUCAGAAGAGAAACUUUCUGGUUUAGUAAAGAAGAUUGCCUCCAAAUCGUGUUGUUUAAGUUGUUAG